Messenger RNA from Solanum tuberosum (potato), 1320 nucleotides. Its product is annotated as prohibitin-3, mitochondrial-like. The coding region runs from base 61 to 897 and encodes 278 amino acids. The transcript is spliced from 2 exons. Gene Ontology annotation, biological process: mitochondrion organization. The record is from RefSeq and is a predicted model, not a curated record. Gene Ontology annotation, cellular component: mitochondrion; membrane. Lineage: Eukaryota; Viridiplantae; Streptophyta; Magnoliopsida; Solanales; Solanaceae.
CACCAUAAACCCCUUCUUCUCCUCCAAUUCAUUUUACCAAAACCCUAACUCUCUGUAAAAAUGGGUAGCAAUCAAGCAGCAUUAUCGUUUCUCAAAUAUCUUGCAAUAGGCGCAGCUGGGAUCGGCGCCGGAGCAGCAGCUCUCAACUCCUCCUUGUACACUGUUGACGGCGGCCAACGAGCCGUACUUUUCGACCGCUUCAAAGGAAUCAUCGACGAUGUUGUUGGUGAAGGGACUCAUUUCUUAGUCCCAUGGGUUCAAAAACCCUUCAUCUUCGAUAUCCGCACAAAACCUCACACGUUCUCCUCUUUCUCCGGUACAAAAGAUCUCCAGAUGGUCCAUCUUACCCUCCGUGUUCUCUCUCGCCCAGAAGUUUCGCGUCUUCCAAAGAUCUUCAAAACCCUGGGUCUCGAGUAUGAUGAGAAGGUCCUUCCUUCCAUCGGCAAUGAAGUUCUCAAAUCUGUCGUGGCACAAUUCAACGCGGAUCAGCUACUCACUGAGCGUCCACAGGUGUCUGCAUUAGUUCGUGAAAGUUUGAUUCGUCGUGCAAAGGAUUUCGACAUUGAGCUUGAUGAUGUGGCGAUAACACAUUUAUCAUAUGGUGCUGAAUUCUCUAAGGCUGUGGAAAAGAAGCAGGUUGCCCAGCAGGAGGCAGAGCGGUCAAAGUUUGUUGUGAUGAAGGCUGAGCAAGAGCGGAGGGCUGCAAUUAUUAGGGCUGAAGGAGAAAGUGAGUCUGCUAAGUUGAUUUCUGAUGCAACUGCAGCUGCUGGUAUGGGUUUGAUUGAGCUUAGGAGGAUCGAGGCUUCGAGGGAGAUUGCUUCGACCUUAGCUAAGACUCCCAAUGUGUCUUACUUGCCCAAACAGAACAUGCUACUGGGAUUGAAUGCAACACGUUGAUUAGGUAAUUAGGUUUGGUAUCUGUCAUUCACGUCUAGUUUUUGAUAUAAACGCAUUGCUCUCUGAAGUUGAAUAUUGUGAAGUUGAUAUAGUACAAUCUAAUUGUGUGAGUAGUUACUGCACAAAUCUGUGCCGAAUUGGGAAAUGAUGAAAUACAGAAGUGGGAAUUAAGAGCAAAAAGGUUUUCUAACUGCCAAAUGUAUGCCUUUUGUUUUCACCAUUUCUGAAGUAACCUCGAUGAUUUGUUUAUUAUCUUAAUGUAUGCAUUGUGUGUCAAAUCUUGGAAUCAAUCCGUCAAUAGUGUAGUUGUUGCACUGUUUACUAAACACAGUGAUUUUAUCAUCUGAUGUAAAGUCUACUCAGAAUCAUCUGUAAAUGCUAUCAGAUGAAACCGAGUUUAUGAAUUAGUAUAACUGUUAUUCA